This is a messenger RNA of Pseudopipra pipra, 1951 nucleotides long. RefSeq names its product carboxypeptidase O (gene CPO). Gene Ontology annotation, biological process: proteolysis. The coding region runs from base 86 to 1447 and encodes 453 amino acids. The transcript has 11 exons. Gene Ontology annotation, molecular function: zinc ion binding; metallocarboxypeptidase activity. The record is from RefSeq and is a predicted model, not a curated record. Lineage: Eukaryota; Metazoa; Chordata; Aves; Passeriformes; Pipridae.
AUUAUAAUUGUACAAAUCAAGUGUUCAGUUCAGAUCUAUCCUCCUCCUCCUCUCUAGUCCUGCACUGUCGGUGCUCUGCACAAAGAUGUGGCUUUCUCUUGGGAUCGUCUUUUCUCUGGGGAUGCUAAUUCCUGGAAAACUCAGCUUGAAAUUGCAGUAUGACAGGGAUCAGGUUUUGCAUAUUGUGCCAGAAACAUUUCAGCAAGUCCAUCAUCUUCAGCUUCUUCACAGUACUUUACUGCUGGAUUUGUGGAAGCCCUUGAUGCCUGAAGACAUCAUGGCUGGAGAAGACCUGCACAUAAGGGUCCCAGCCCCUCUGGUGCAGGAGGUGAAAGACAGCUUAGAUCAGCAUAUGAUCUCUUACAGGGUCCUAAUACCUGAUGUACAGGAACUUGCAGAUCUGAGCAUGCCAAGGGAGAGGAGCAGCCAUAAACAGGUCCGAGAAGGUUACGUCUACACCCAGUAUCAUCCAAUGGAAGAGAUUUAUGAAUGGAUGACUCAGAUCCAGGAGAACUACAGUGAGCUGGUCACUCAGAACUUCCUGGGGAUGACAUUUGAGAAUCGACCAAUGUAUUAUCUACAGAUCAGUCAACCAUCAAAUAAACCCAAAAAGAUAAUUUGGAUGGACUGUGGGAUUCAUGCCAGAGAAUGGAUCUCUCCAGCCUUCUGUCAGUGGUUUGUGAAAGAAAUUCUUCAAAAUUACAAAUCUGACCCAAAGAUUAGAAGAUUUCUGCAGCAUUUGGAUCUCUAUGUCUUGCCAGUCCUCAAUAUUGAUGGCUACAUCUAUUCCUGGAAAACAGAUCGUUUGUGGAGGAAAAACCGUUCUCCAUAUAUGAAUGGCACCUGCUAUGGGACAGAUCUGAACCGAAACUUCAAUUCAUCCUGGGGCAGUAUUGGUGUUUCUUUUGACUGCAGCAGUAAUGUCUUCUGUGGCUCUGAACCAGAAUCAGAACCUGAGACAAGAGCUGUGGCUGAGUUUAUCAGAAGGAAGAAGAGUGACAUUGUGUGCUUUUUAACGAUCCACUCCUAUGGACAGCUCAUCCUCAGUCCAUAUGGUUCCACAACUAAACCUCCAAGUAACAAUGAAGAACUGAUGCAAGUUGGAAAGAAAGCAGCUGCUGCACUGACAGGAAAGUAUGGCACCAGCUAUAAAGUAGGACCACCCUCUUUAAUUUUAUACAAUAACUCAGGCUCCUCACGGGACUGGGCCCACAUGAUUGGCAUUCCUCUCUCCUACACAUUUGAACUGCGAGACAACGGUACUUAUGGAUUUCUUCUCCCCGCUGACCAGAUCCAGCCCACAUGUGAGGAGACUAUGUUGGCUGUGACAACUAUCAUGGACUAUGUAUAUCAGGAGUACUUGCCAGGUGGGGCUGUGGUUCUGACCUGCAGCAGCCUGGCCCUGAGCCUUUGCCUGAGUACUGUACUUACAUGGACUGUUUCUUAAAAGUGGCUUAGAGAGCCCAGCAAGAGACUCACAUAUACCCCAAAGUACAAUGUCCCUUUGAAAAUACAAAAUUACAUGAGUGGAGGAACUAAAUGUCAAGUAUUUCAAUAAAGGCUCAUCCCAUAUAAUAAAAGCAUCCACUUGUGGUUUUGAUAGCUAUAUUUUAAGGAAGGAGGAAAGGAUGAAGAGCUGUGGCGAUUUCCAAAUCUUCACUUGCUGGCUCUGCUUAUUCUUUAAGGGACUUUAAAUCAGACAUUCAUGGUAAGUACCCAUGGGGACAGAGCAUUUUACUCCCUGGUUCUGAGGGAUGUUUUCAGGGGCUUACCUGGACCUAUGUAGCCCUUCUGUCAGCCAUAGUCCUGCUCUGUCCCAAUUUUCCCACUGCCUGAACCCACUAUCUUCUGGGUCUUGCUGACCUUAGCAGGAUGCCUGUGAGAAUUUAAUAGAAGCUGCCCAAAUCCUUCAAAAAUUCAAAAGGGAAAGGGAAAAGAAAGAUAAGAAUAG